This is a messenger RNA of Panicum virgatum (switchgrass), 1882 nucleotides long. Its product is annotated as squamosa promoter-binding-like protein 5. The record is from RefSeq and is a predicted model, not a curated record. The transcript has 3 exons. Bases 221 to 1579 code for a protein of 452 amino acids. Gene Ontology annotation, molecular function: DNA binding. Lineage: Eukaryota; Viridiplantae; Streptophyta; Magnoliopsida; Poales; Poaceae. Gene Ontology annotation, cellular component: nucleus.
GAGAUCUAGGUGUUACUCACUUGUUGGUGGUCUCUCUCCCUCUCUCAAACACAUGGAGUAAUGUCUCUUUCUCUCUCCACUGUCGUGGGAUCAAGCCUUUUUAACCACCCGUAGGGACCCCUCACGGCUUCCACACGCGCAUAUAGGUGCUCGUCGUCGAUCCGAUCCCUUUCCUGUACGUGCUCCGACGAUCCAGCCCUGCCUGCCCUGCACCCAAGCCAUGAUGAGCAGCAGCAGCAGCAGGAUGAUGAUGAUGAGCACCAACACGAUGACCGGGCCAACCAACGACGUCGACUUCUCCUUCGGGGCCAUGCAGGCGGCGGCGGCGCAGCCCUACGCCGGCUUCGACGCCGCCGGCGCCAUGGCUGCCAUGCCCAGCGUAGAGCGGCCGCCGCCGCUGCUCCAGCACCACCACCACAACAGCCACCUCUACGACAGUUUUGACCUCGCCGCCGCAGGCUUCCCGUUCCAGGAGCCGGGCCUCCUCCCGCCCGCGAGCCUGCCGCUGCCGCCGAGCAUGGAGCUGGCGGCAAUGCCGCCGUCACCGCUGCAGAUGCCGCUCCCGGGCCUGCUCGCGGCGGCGGAGGUGUACCCCUUCGGCGGGGCGGCGGCGUUCCUGAAGCGGGAGGACGGCGGGCACCACCACCAGCUCGUGGACGCCGGCGGCGGCGGGACGAUCGGGCUGAACCUCGGGCGGCGCACCUACUUCUCCCCCGCCGACGUGCUCGCCGUGGACCGGCUGCUGACGAGGUCCCGGCUCGGCGGCGGCGGCGUGGGCCUCGGCGUCGGCGUGCUGGGCCUCGGGCUCGGCGACGCGCACCACCACCACCACCAGCAGCAACCGCCGCGGUGCCAGGCCGAGGGCUGCAAGGCCGACCUCUCCGCCGCCAAGCACUACCACCGCCGCCACAAGGUCUGCGAGUACCACGCCAAGGCCGCCGCCGUCGCCGCCGCCGGCAAGCAGCAGCGCUUCUGCCAGCAGUGCAGCAGGUUUCAUGUGCUCGCCGAGUUUGACGAUGCCAAGAGGAGCUGCCGGAAGCGGCUCACCGAGCACAACCGCCGCCGCCGGAAGCCGGCCGGGGCACAGGGCAAGGACUACUCGCCGCCGCCAAAGAGAGCCGCGGACACUUGCAUCAUCUCCACCUCCUACAGCAGCGAUCAUCACAAGAGUGCGAGCGCCACGGCGGCGGCCAAGUCGACGGCCAUCUCGCCGAACGGCAGCGGCGUCAGCUGCCUCGACGCCAUGGACAACGGCCACAUCACGAGCAGCGCCGCGGCGGCGCCGACGGCCCUGUCUCUGGCGGCGCUGCCGCCGCUGCACGACGAGAAGGACGACGGCGACGACGGGGGCCUGGGCUCCAUGCUGAUGCGGCAGGUGCAAGGCCGCGGCGGCGGCGACGACGACGACCGUCGCCGCUUCAUGACCUCGCUCGUGAUGCAGCAGCAGGACCACCAGCACGACGGUGGCGGCGGCGGCGACCACGACGGCGCUGGCGGCGGCAACAUCUUGCCGUGCCCGUCGGUGUCAGGUCACCAGAACGGCGGCUGCAACGGUUUCUUUGAGGUGGACUUCAUCUAGUGCGAUGCAUGCAUGUAGGCGUUCACGUACUACGUGAAAAGGAGGAGGAAAAGCCUAUAGCAUCACGCCAUCACUGCAUUAUUAUGAAAGAUGCGUGAGCGUGACGUGAGAGAAAGGAACAACAUAGGUUGGUGGCACCACAGCAGCGAGCCUUUUCUUUUUACUGCAGUGCUGGACUUUUAAUUUACUAGAUGGGAAAUUUAGGUGCAGUGGUGUAUUAUUUUUUAUUUUUUUCCUUUUGGUAAAUGUACAUUAUGUGUAUGUGUGUUAAUCUACUAAUUUGGGGUGUAUGGUGCAUGACUA